Messenger RNA from Rhizophagus irregularis DAOM 181602=DAOM 197198, 462 nucleotides. RefSeq lists its product as uncharacterized. NCBI's taxonomy places the organism in Eukaryota, Fungi, Glomeromycota, Glomeromycetes, Glomerales, Glomeraceae. The record is from RefSeq and is a predicted model, not a curated record.
AUGUCUGAAACUCAGUUUUCUUGGUCUCAGUUUCCUCAAUAUACUGAAGAACAACUAAAAAGAGCAAGUAAAAGUUUUAAGUCUUCCGUAAAUUGGGCCAAAUACAAAGAGUGGGUAGAAGCUGGGAAGCCUUUCAAAGAACACAAUGAAUUAUUGUCCAUAGAUCAGGCAGAUCAGAAACUUGAGAAUAGUUCUUACAACAGACCAGUUGAAACCAAACGAUGUAACGUUAUCAGACAAAGAGAACAAAGAAAUGGAUUUAGCUCUUACAAAAGUGUCGGGAAGGCCAACCGAAUCACUGGGAAAAGAAGCAAUGACAUUUCUUCCACUAACAGAACUAAAACCACCUCUUGUAACGAGGGUGAAUAUUGUAGUGAAACUUUUGAAUCCAAUCCAAUUUCUGACACUAUUGAACUACACAAAAAAGAUGAUUCAAGACCUAGAAAGAGACAAUAUCUUUAA